AUGACCAACCUUCUCGAAGAGGGCCAUGAGCUUUAUGCCCUAGAUUGGCUCGGCCAGGGACGAAGCGACAAACCUACGAACUGCGAGUCUAUUACAUUUGAGUUGCACAUGCGGACGUUAAGUGCCUUUGUCAACCAUGUGCAGCUCCGAGACGCCGUGCUGGUAGCACACAGUUGGGGUGGAGUCUUAGAUGGUUAUGUGUCUGAAUCCACUAUCACGCGAUUCAUAUCUCCAGAAAUUUUGGAGGGAGAUGUUGAAGGCUAUGGCGCACCUUACCGGCACCUACCCGCGAACGCUAGACCUAGCGUCGAGCAUUUUGCACAUGUAGGAACUGGAAUACCGCAUUUUGUUCUGAGAGAUCUUCGUGAGACACCGCUGUGGAAGAUAUUUGAAGCUAUUUGUGGUCCAAGAAACUUCAGUGACCUGAACGCGUUGGCACUUCUAUCAGAAAGGGAUGACAAUGCGAGACGGUACUGGCAAAAGAACCGACGAGAUGAUCUGAAUGAGGCCACAGAGAGCAGGCUAAAAAGUGUUGUGGUAUUUGGAGAGCGUGAUCCAUUGUCGAAAAAUUACAAGGAGACCCUUGUACAUGUCAUUGGCACGAAUAACAUGGCGGAGUGGGCACCAAAUGGUAUCUGGCUCCAAAAUGCAGGUCACUACCCCAUGCAAGAUAAGCCAGAGGAUGUUGCGCAAUUGAUAGCUAGAUUUGCCUAG
Penicillium daleae is the source of this 714-nucleotide messenger RNA. Its product is annotated as alpha/beta fold hydrolase. Lineage: Eukaryota; Fungi; Ascomycota; Eurotiomycetes; Eurotiales; Aspergillaceae. The transcript is spliced from 2 exons. Gene Ontology annotation, molecular function: catalytic activity. The record is from RefSeq and is a predicted model, not a curated record. The coding region runs from base 1 to 714 and encodes 237 amino acids.